Messenger RNA from Epinephelus fuscoguttatus (brown-marbled grouper), 15198 nucleotides. Its product is annotated as storkhead-box protein 2-like. The transcript has 5 exons. Gene Ontology annotation, biological process: positive regulation of transcription by RNA polymerase II. Gene Ontology annotation, cellular component: cytoplasm; nucleus. The coding region runs from base 1115 to 4024 and encodes 969 amino acids. Gene Ontology annotation, molecular function: RNA polymerase II transcription regulatory region sequence-specific DNA binding; DNA-binding transcription activator activity, RNA polymerase II-specific. The record is from RefSeq and is a predicted model, not a curated record. NCBI's taxonomy places the organism in Eukaryota, Metazoa, Chordata, Actinopteri, Perciformes, Serranidae.
GUGAGUGCAGACAGGCGAGCAGUAGGCAGAAAGAGAGAGGCGAGCGGACGAAGGAGAAGACAAAGGAGAAGCCGAGGCAGCGCUUGCUCUGCUCUGGAUUAACCCUUUCUUCUUACUAAAUGUUGCUUUUUGUGGAUUUCUGUCUUUUAUACGUUCUACAUCAUCCCUUUGCUCAGCUGUGGUACACUGUCUCUCUCUCUCUCUCUCACACACACACACACAGUUUUUUUUUCCCAGAGGAUCAACUACUGGUGUGUAUGAAUGGAGUCCUGGAGGAAUGAUCAUGGAUGGAUGGAGGUAGAAGGGAGGAGUGUGUCUGCUUUUCCCAUGGAGAUUGUGUCGUUUUCUCUCCUCCUUCUGCUAGCUGCGCAGCCUCUUUCCCCUUGCUUUCUUUUGUAUUAGCGCCCCCUCCCUUACUCCCUCCUUUCUUUCUUCCCUCCCUUGGCUGUACAGGCUUUUGUCUCUCUGACAGGGAUCCAGGCUUGUCUUUUUGCUGCUCUUCCUACCCUACCCCCUUUGACCGACUCAAAAAGUACCGUUCCCUCUUUUCUUGUGCUUCUGCGAAAGCUUAAGCCAAACGAGUCUUAUGCUGAGCUAAGGCAUCAGGCUAGGCUAACUGCUAGCCACUGGAGUGGUGUAGACCCCUCAGCUUGUCACUGCGAAGUGUGCGUUUCUUGUGCGUUUGUGUGAGUGUAUGAAUUUAGACGUCAUGGCAGAAGCAUUGGCUCACACUUGACCAGUCAUUCCAUCGUGCAUUUGGUGUGACCUGAGGAGGGAGGAAGGCAACAGUAGAAGGGAAAGGUGUGUAUGCAGAGUUGGAAGUAAUCCUCCCUCCAUUCUUACUCAUGGCUCAACGUGCUCUCCUGAUGACAUGACCAUGAGAAAGUCUGGUCAGCCUGGGACUGGAAUAUUCCUUAUUUUACAACAUGGUGAUUGUUAAAGUCAAAUUGUUACCACAAAAGCUCCAGAAUGGAAUUUACGUGAGGAACUGGGAACUUGCAGCCUUGGGUCAACCAUUUGGCCCAAAUAUUCAAAAGUUUGCUUGUGGAAAAAACUAUUUUGACUUAGUGUUGUGGAUAGAUUUACUAUCUGUCUGCCACCCAGCGUGGCAAGGAUGAAGAAGACAAGCAGCCGCACACUCAGGCGAGCAUGGCCCAGCUCUGAACUGUUAGAGCGCCUGCUGCCACCAGCAUCCUCUGCAGAGCCUCACAGGAGCCGACGCUCUCGCAGUGAGAAGGACUACAGAAUCCACAAACACAGCAAGAGGAGCCACUACCCUCCACAGUAUCUGUGUCAGAGUCCACCUGCUUACAUACACACAGGUGAUGUGUCACCCAUCAGCAUGUCCCCCAUCAGCCAAUCGCAGUUCAUCCCUUUGGGAGAGGUAUUGCUAUUGGCUAUCUCUGCUAUGAACUCCGCCCACAAGCCUGUCACUCAGGAGGCCCUAACUGAACACCUGCAGACAUGUUUUCCAGGUGUUCCCACACCAACGGAGGAGGUUCUGCACCACACACUGGGUAUGCUGGUCCGUGAGCGGAAGAUCUACCCAACACCAGACGGAUAUUUUAUUGUAACCCCUCAGACUUACUUCAUCACUCCGAGCCUAAUCCGAACUAGCUCCAAGUGGUAUCACUUAGAUGAGCGAUCGGCUGACCGUCACCAACAGCAGCAACAUCAGAACCAACAGCAGCAUCAGCAGACACAGUGCACCUCCCCUCUCUCUGGCACCAUCACCCCGUCCACCUCCGGAGCCGUGAGAGAACGAACACACCCGAAGUCCAACCAAAACCACAGCGGGGGAGGCGGAGGAGGUGGGGAUUCUUUUUACAACAACAGUUACCGUGGAGACGAUCCCCCUAGCCACCACACCACCCUGCAGCGUCGAUCUCCCAAAGACCACCGGGAGGCUUACUCAUCCCCCCACUCCCCACAAACACCUCCUCAGCAAGCAGGAGGCAACACAGAAAAGAGUCGCAGCACCCUUGGGUUCCCCUUCAAGACGGAUACGCUCACCAAGCACCGAGGAAGUGGUACAGGAAGUCGGAAAUUUGGUUUGAAGCUGUUCCGCCUGAGCUUUAAGAAGGACAAGGCCAAGCAGCUGGCCACCUUCUCCGCACAGUUCCCCCCUGAGGAGUGGCCGCUCCGUGAUGAGGAGGCACCCAGCCAGCUGCCACGCCAUGUAGAGAUGGAGAUCAUCCGGAGAAUCAACCCUGACCUCACUGUGGAGAACCUCGCCCGGCACACAGCCGUCAUGAAGCGCCUCGAAGAAGAGCGCGCUCAGAGGAGUAAAGCGUCAUCAGCCAAUCAGAGCUCCAGGAGUAGGAGAAGUGGGGGUAGACACAGGAAGCAGUCUCAAACCAAACUCAGCCGCUCACAUAGCAAGACGAGGGCGUCCCGCGGUGAGCCAAGUGACAGUUCUCACCUAGAGCUUGCGGACAGGGACUACAGAGCCUACUCAUCCUCACUGGCCCGGUCACCGAGGGAACAUGCCCUGGCCAUGGAGCGGCAACGGGCCCGCCUUCACCUGGCACACAGCAAUCCCAACAUCCUCGACUCUUCCCACCUGCCUGUGACGCCAGAGUGGGAUGUGUCUGGAGAGCUUGCCAAGCGGCGCACAGAAAUGCCUUUCCCCGAGCCAAGCCAUGGCCCCUCAGCCCACCACUCCAAAGUCCACCGCUCACACUCCCACACCCAGGAGAGGAAGUCCAGAAAUGAACGCAGUGACAAGGCCAAGGAACGCUCCAGAUCCAUGGACAAUUCUAAAGGACCUCUUGGAGCGGGUUUGAUCGGACCACCUGAUUAUUAUGACGAUCGGAGCCGUUACUAUACUGACGACGGCACCUUGCGAGCCAAUCAGAGCUCUUCUCACUACUCUCGUGCCACGCCCCCCUCAGCUAAGCUGCCUGUGGAUUCUCUGGGGUUGGAUGGUGGCAGGAGUUUAGAGAAAAGUAAGAGCAGGGACAGUCUGCCAGCAUACUCACCCAAACUACUGCCCACCGCCAUCCCUCCUGAUGAUUACUUCCAGUGUGCCGGUUCCUCUGAAGCUGCUCUCACAGCAGCAAACCCGCUGGGAACUCUGGGCAAAAGUAGCCAUGAUGGAUUAAAACUGGGCAGCACUGAUAGGCAAACGGACAGACAGACUCCCCAUACUCUAGAAAAUAAGGAGGACUUGUCAAAGGUGGGACCUAAGGGUGGCAGCUUGCCUCCAAUACCCCUCUCUAUCCCUGACCCUCCACUACCUAAUGGACGACCUCCCCACAGUGCCUCCUCUGGUCAGGAGAAACGUAAGGAGAUCUUUAGUAAAGACACACUCUUCAAACCUCCUCCCAGCCUCCCUUUGCCCGGCUACAGCUCCCUGAGAAAACCCCCAGCCCUCACCUCCUCUACUCUGUCCUCGUCCUGCGAUGCACUUGAUUCCCAGGAGGCCUUUGAUGCUCCCAAACCUCUGGUGGCCACACCAUCUGCUCCCCCACAGGGGGUUGAACCCACAACCAGUGCUGCAGAGGCCUCCUUUGACUACUACAAUGUCUCAGAUGACGAUGAACUCGAGGAGGGGGGGAGUAAAAGUCGAGGAGAGGAUGAAAAAACUGGAGGAGGUGUUGUUGGGAUGGGAGGAGGUGGAGCAGGGACCAUGCAGUGGCUGUUGGAGAGAGAGAAGGAGAGGGACCUACAGAGGAGGUUUGAAAGAACCCUCACCUUCCCUGGUGCUAAAGAGAACCUUCCAGAGCCCAGUCAGAACCAGCAGUCAGCCCACUCUGCUAGACUGGACAGUAUGGACUCCAGCUCUGUCACUGUAGACAGUGGAUUCAACUCACCACGAACAAGGGAGAGCCUAGCGUCAAACACUUCUUCCAUAGUGGAGAGUAACCGUCGGCAGAACCUGGCACUGAGCCCCGGCCACCUCGGCAUCACUACAGGCAACGGCCCCCCCUUCUCCUUCCGCACCAUCCCAGAACCUGCCGGCACCCAACCAGAGAAACUCCAGAAGCCCAGCGCUUGCCUUGCGUCAAUCACCAGCGUUUAGGGGCAGAACUAAGGGCUGGGUGGAGCGCCGAGAGCCAAUGGAAAGAGGCCAGAAAAUAAAAGUCCCACCCCUAAGGACUGUUACAUCUUUAGACUGACUGAAUCAGUGGAGCUGCCACAGGCCCACUGUGGAACUAUAGCUAUUAACACACACACACACACACACACACACACACACACACACACUUGGACAGAUACAAACAGCGAAAUUUAGACUACCAGGAAACUGCUCUCUCUCACACAUACACACACAUAUACACACCAGGCCACUGGGCAGACUCUGACCAUGUCAUUCUACAGCCUCUAGUUUACACACUGCUGUUGUGUUGUUUCACUUUCACGUGGGUUCUAGUGUGUGUGCAGUGUGUGUGCAGUGUGUGUGUGUGUGUGUGUGCGUGCGUGCGUGCGUGCGUGCGUGUGUGUGUGUGUGCGUGUGUGUGUGUGUGUGUAUGGGUGGGUGUAUGUUUGUAUAAUCUGUAAUCUCAGGUCAUGUUAUUUCCACUCCCAUUCCAGCUGCUCCAGAUCAGCGCAUCUCCCUCUGGUGGUGUCUCCUGGUAUUACACACUGAAGAGAUGCAGCUCUGCUGACUACUGUUACUGAUGGUACACACACUCUCACUGAUCCAGCUCCUACUCACUUUGUCUCUGUUAGUGUCUCUGUUCUAAAUUCACCACAGGCAGACUAGUUGUAAGGUGCAGUGCCACAAGAAGUGACUAUGAUAAUUAAUACCCUUGACCAUCACUCCAAAAUGCAUCAACAAUGUGAGGGGGUCAGACAGUCGAAUGAGUGACCUGUAAGCAGGACUGUUUCACUGUAACACUCUCUGUAGAAUGAAGCUGAGCAGUUGUUGUAUCUGUUGGAUGCCAUGAUGCCCAUUUAAAAAUGCCUUAACACUUUAGCUCCAGAGGUGAUGACAGAGGUUUUUAAUUACAGACUGUUAAGGCUGUCAUGGUGACAGAUCUUCUCCCACUUUUUCCUCUCUGUUUUUUGUUACCCCUCAUGUCCACUAGAUCUAACUGCGUCAUGUUUCAGCGCUCUGGCAUUCCAGCCAGUGCACCACUGUCCACUGGAGACAUGCUCUUUUCUCCGCUCCGCUAUCAUAACAGACCGAAACAGUACACUGGCCCUGAGAGCUCAACGCACUGCAAAUGAUGAAAACAUAGGACAGUUCUUAGGGCCACCCUAGAUAAGACUUUAUUGAUCCCUGAGGGGAAAUUCUCAUGGUACAGCAGUACAGAGACAGGCUGACAAGUUAAAGCAGUGGUUCCCAACUGGUGGGUAGCGGGUUCAUUUUGAAUGGACCGCAAGUGACUCACGAAUGUGUCAAGUUUAUAAAAAUAAAAAAAAAGAAGAAGAAGAAAAAAAAAUCUUUAUUUUGAAGUACAGUGAAUUUGAAGUGAAUGUUUCCUUCUGUAGAGUGAGUGAAUGACAGCUACUUAACAAAGACAGCAAACUAGCUGGACAACAUGGACAAACGCAAGUACGAUGCUGAAUAUAUCCAUCUCUGUGGACCUUGACGUAAUGACUAAGGAGAAAUCUGGAUCCCGCUGCUGGACCAGUCGGGAACCACUGGAUUGGAGAACAGAUUAACAGAAAACUAUUGAAAAAUAUAAAACAUAAGGUAUUAAAAAAAAUUAGAGAGGUGACUUUAAAAAGGAAUAUACAGUAUAUACAUACCUUACACAAUAUAAUUGAAUUUAUAUAUACAGUGUAUAAACAUCUAUAUUUAUUAACAGUUGACAUGAAAUUACUUUACUUGCCUUCUUAGUGUUUUGGUACAUAUAGGUACAUAACACUCCGCAAGUGUUACUUGAAUAAGUAAACAUGGACUAACAGGACCAGACUGGCUGACCCAUAUGCUCUCACUCGGUGGAUGGAUGACUUGACAUGAUUGCCGAAAGUGGGAUGGUCAGCUUUGUGGUUGAUUACCGUGCCAAUCUUACAUAGGAGGAUGACCCUUGAAUGGUUUCAUUUGAUUUGUUUUGUUAUUGAAGCUAAUGUUAGCAAAUGUGCAAAAAAGGUACCCUUACAGAGAAAUCCAAUAUUACUCUUAAUACCUCCCCAAUUUCUGAUGAGGUGGACAUGAUAACCCCUAAUGCAUUACAUUAUUCAUACUUUUUCCCUAACCUGAUAUGAAGUGUGCGCUGCACAUGUGAGCAUUUUUAAUGAUGGCCUUCAUCCAGUUCUUUAGUCAUAUCACUUUUAACAUAGUUGUCUUCAUUUUUGUUGAUGGGCAGUGGCAGCUGGUAUGCGAUGAAAUUUAAGUUUCGAGCCAUGACUCCUACUAUUCUGGCUCCCAAUAACACAACAAGACAACAUUUUAAGACUCCUAUGUAGCCUACAGCCCUGUGGUGGUGAAUCACGUUUUGCCUCCAUCUAACAAACUGACUUCAUUGUGACGCCAGCCCUAAAAGGCUCUAUAGCUAACCUGUUUGCUUAUGGAGUCACUUCACAGUGGUGUUCAAAUAGAAGCUGUUGAGAUCCUGCAUAUGAAGUCACAACCUGUAACAGCCGCCAUACCAGUAAGCAGAAACCGUUUUUUUUUUUCUGUCCUGAUAGCAUGUAAAUGUAUUCAUACUGACUGCUGGGGGAGCUAAUCUCACAUGACAUAAUAUUUCCACUAUGCCAGUCACAAUACUAAACCCACAGUUCAAUAAACAUACGAUUUAUGGAUAUAAGUGAUUAAUAGCAGUGUGGUGGUGGAGAUGCUGCAUAGGAAGGGACUAUUGUUGUGGUUACACUUUGCAGUGAUUAUGUUGAUAAUCACUGCAGUGGCUUUCAUUCUUCUAAAAGAUAACUGUAGACAUGAAACAGAUCAUGUUUAUGGUUUAAAAUGCCCAGUUUGGGGGACACAGUCUCAGUAAAAAGCAGCUGCUUUUUCAUGGCACUAUCCGCAGUGAAAGCAUAGUAAUGACUUGCUAAAAUACAACCAGUUUGUUGAUUGUUGGUCUCUAACAGUGGCCUGCAGCUUGGCAGGUGUCUCGCCUAGAUGACACACAAUCCACCAUUCCCUCCACCUCCUGAUUAGUCAGAUCAUACACCACAUCACAUUAGAAACUUUGAUAUGAUACAUAUGAAACGUGCAAAUGUAAUGUAUUUGAGGUUUGCAGAAACAUACAAUGUCAACAUUUUUUUCUGGUGACUGAACUGUCUGUUUUAAAGCCUAUUUAACACUGCUUGUUUGAGGUGAGAAUAUUGCUCUGUUAUGCCGCUUUGCCGUUCUGUAUAUACGGUACAAUCGGAGAAUGGAGGAACAGAGUUGUCUCUCCUUUAAAGCCUAGUUCACAUUACACGAUUUUCACUGCGAUGUUGACGUCGCAGAGGAUCUUGAGAGCCACCUUGGGUCGGAGGUGAGUCGGCAGAUAGACUGCCCUCAUGUGUGAACAACCCUCCAAGCCAGUCGCCCCCUCAUCUGAGACUGGGACUGGAUAUCUGGCAUGCUAGAAAACUGGAGAGGUGUGACACGACUGACAAAGAGCAUCCACCAAUGAGAGGCGGGAUACGUCCCACGUCAGCACGCAGGAGGACGGAAUAAAUGUGAGAACAAGCCGGCAAGCAACAGCAACAAUAGCGGCAUCCAGAGGAUCACGUAGUGCCCGUUGUGUUUGGACCCAGGCUCUGGCGGCACAUCUGAUUCAUUUAUUUUUACUUCCACGCAAUGUAAAUAACCCACCUUUAGCCAGAUAGCGCAGGGUCAAGGACAGACAUUCUCUAGGGGAUAUAGCAAGCCUAAAUCUGAUGUCUUUCCUUGCGAUGUACGGCUCUACCAGCCCCAGCAAGAAAUCAAAGUCCUCCGCUGUCAUCCGUAGCAACCCGUUCGAUCAUUCAGCUAUGAAAGGUACAAUAAUCUGUCAGAAUACAUGCAUAGACCAAAUCUCCUUCUUCUUAUCCUGUUUGUUCUCAGCGCAGAGCAGGGCACAAACGACCUGCAGAGCUCCGAGCUAUUGGACAUCCAUGUUGACAAGUAGCGCUGGGGAGCUAUCCUGUUUUGGUCACGUGUGACAAAACGUAGUUUGGUGGCGUCACCGCGUUAUCUGGGGCUCUGUCUGCCAGGGGCUCGGUAGUGAAAUCUUGUGGUGUGCACACACAGGCCGUAAUGCAGUUGGCGAGACUCCCGAUGACAGAAACACACGUCGCCAGAGAUGAACACUUAAAAGAUCUCCGUGACUCAAGAUUGGUCAGCCAGUCGUGUAAUGUGAACAAGGCUUAAGUCACCAUGGGAGGUAGUGACAGUGCCGAAACAGUGUCUGUAUAAACAGGACAGCCGGCAGAACGGUAUCAUGGGUAGGACUGGUGUGACAUUUUGACGACAUGUUACACAUGCAACCUGACGCAGAAGACUUAAAAAGCAGCUAAUACCAGUUAGUGGGUAACUUAAAGAAGGAGAAUAGCGGCUGUAAGUUGGGGAAGCAAUGAGAUUUAGGAGCUCCUUACCCUCUGAGCAGAGGACGCGAUCAGCCGCUAUACAACAGGGAUGGUAAAUUAUUGUUAUUGACAUGUUAAUGUCAUUGUAAUUGUUUAGAAAGUGCUGACGAUGUGUAUGUUAUAUGUCACAUUAGAGGCUGACGUGUUAAAUGUCACGCCUGUCACGCCUGUUGAUUCCAUGAUGUGGGAUGCUGUCUAUAAUCACACACUGAAGUGGAAUGAUGCUGCAGUCGUUCUGUGUAAAAGUGCAAAAGCGGUAUAAAGAAGGGACUCACAGAGGCUCCAUAGCGCCAUCUCUGUGUUAAAGGGCUUAAGCCAUGCUCUGAUCAUAUAAAGCCAGUAGCCUGUUGUAAUGUUAGCCACUAAAGCUCACUAAGAGAGCUUGUUGUGUGAUGGACCCAUAGUGAUAUAUACAAAAGGUGGAGACAUCAGCAGGCUCUAGUGAUAUUCAUGAUUUAUUUUUACUACCUUAGCAAACUAUGGUCAAUGAUGAGCUAAGGUUACAUGUAGAUACACACACAUUCGAGCACCCUAACCCUAACCCUUAAUGACUAAUUCAUGGAAAAACUGUGGAUUAGCCAUGGCUGCUUAUGGAUCUGCUGAUUUGCUUCUGUCCCUCAGUAUGGCACUCAGCACAAUGUUGCAAUGUGACAGCAUGACUUCAGUAAAACUUACUGACACAGAGAGCACACAGAAAUUGAGAAACUCAUUGGUUUUGUUUUUAGAUGGACAGUUUUUUCUAUUUAAUUCUUAUAAACUUUUUCAGAUGAAAUGAGAGGAGGAUGGGGAGUGGGUGGAGAGAAAAAAAACAGCCUGUUUUCCUUCCCAAGUCAUCAAACACUGACACAUUGUAACAUCCUCUGCAUGUGAUACUGAAGCCAAAUGCAACAUUAAGCAUCUUUAUUCAAAGCACCAGGCUUUCGAGUAACUCUUAUGUAAACCUACCCGUGGCAAUAGAGAAUAGGAUUGUGACAUGAGCAGUAAUGAGCAGCACACACUGUGUGAGAUUUUAGGACAUGGAACCAACAGUAGAGACUGAGGACUAGUAGGCGAUGCGGUUGAGUUUAUAUCUUAUCCUGCUUGAAAAGAUGGUGGAAUGGUGAACAUUUGCUGCAUUAUCAACUACCAUAACCGUUCUCAUGACUGGAGUGGGAAACAGAUCGCUAAUGGAGUGCAAUAUUUCAGCCUUCUAGCUAGCACUGGACAUUGUGCGCGCUCCACUUGACCGCUGGAGCUGAGGAUCACAUGUGGCUUGAGCAGAGGUUCAUUAAGGAGUUCAAGCCUAAGACAUGAAUAUCAUUUGCAUGAAUGUAAAAUUAAUGACAAAAAAUACAAUCACAGUAGCCUCCACAUUUACACCUAACAUUAAUCACCACAAUGGAAGUAAGUCUGAAACAGUGCAGAAAGAACAGCAGCAACAACAGCAGUGACACCAUCAGAGCCACUGCCACCUUGGCUGGAAAUCACACGUAGUAACAAACUUAGUGUUAACCAAAAUGUAGCCAAAGUGAAAGAAAAGCUGUAAUGACAAGAAGUGAUGCAGUGUUGGCCUUGGAAGAAAAUGCUGUUAGUGAUGACACAGAGAGGUGUGUGUGGUGAGUAGCAAUUUGGUUACCUACCUUUGUGCAAAUGACGAUUUUCUGGUCGUUGACUCUUAAAACCUGCAGGUCCUGCACCAUGUAUAUUUCAGCUGAAGGUGAGCCUGAAAAUAUUUAUAAUGUCAGAGCUGCUCAAAUGUGUAAUAGCUUACACCACAACUGAGGUAGGAAAACUUGUACAGAAAUGUUACAUUCAGUAGCUUGUUGAGAUCACCGGAUUGCUCCUUGGGUUCGUACGAAUCGAGGCUGUUUGUUUCCUUUCAUUUUUCAGAGUAGUACUCCUUGGCUUCCUUGUUCAUCUUCUCUUGGAAGGGAAUGACGGGUCUAUCCUUGUUUUUGGUCUACAAUAAAGAAGCAUGUCUUAAAAUAGGGCUGCUCCUACCCAAAAUGCAAUGCGCUAUGACGUCGUUGCCUGUUCUCUGUACUUGACACUGAGAGCAGCUGAUGUAGUGUAACGAGCGACGGAGAUCACGUAGGGUGGGAGGGAGGGUAGAUAGAUGGGUCAAACAAAACAAAACCUUCACCCAGGAAGAGUUUUGUCCUGUGUGAAACCAAAAGUCAACAUUGUUUUCAUGCAACAAUAAAUGUCAUCCACUGACGUCACUCAUGAGAUGAAUUAACAUGACAUCAGAGUAUGUUACGUAACAAACAUACUUAUUUUCACCCAAAACAUCAUCUUUUUUUAAACCUAACCAAGAAGUUUUAUUGCCUAAACCCAACUAUGACCAUUUCACGUUACAAUGCUUCAGCUUUGUCUCGUAUAGAAACCCUAUAAGGUGCCCUGUGCAUUGCUAUGAGACGCCAAGGCGCGUUACAAAGCUUCAGUAUUUGGUGACCUUGGAAUGGGAACGGGUUGGAAUAAAGAUAAAUACGCAGAAAAUGUAAACAAAAUAAACAACAUUAAACACAAAGCACCUUCAUUUCAGUACACACUUGAAGCCAAAUCAAACAGUAAAUGUGUGAAUGUCAGACUGCUUGAAGGCGUGAUGCAGCUGUAUCCAGCGGACAUGAGAGGUUACAGUCAUAACCCUGUUGAGUUUCACAUCUAGGCUGUGAAAAGUGAGUAGCUGACUUCCUCGAAGAGUUGGGAAUGUUUUUUACCAGCAAAUAUCACUGACCGUUUUCAGUGGAUGGGAAGUGAAUUUGAAAUGAAUUGUCUAAAUCCUGGCAUCAGAGAAAGUAGAUGCUGCCGCAUGUUAAAGGCCAGCGCAGGGUGUACAGGUGUACGUUUAUCAAAAGCAGCUGUACUGGCACCUAAAGUGGCUGAGCGUCCAACAGAGACUAUGAGAUACGAGGUGGAUUCAGAAAACUCAACCAGGCCAGUGUUAUACACAAAAAGCAGGGAUGUGACUUUUUUUAUUUCAGUAUUGUUUUUAUUCAUACACAGCUAAACCAUUCAUUAACAUUUCUAUCAAGUUCAUGACUACUUUUUUUCCAACCAGUCUGAAUCAGAUCCCUGAGCCACUCUCACUCCUGGUGCUAAGAUGUAUUAUGGUCAGUGACGGUCAUGAUAAUUGUCAUAAUAAAAAGGGUGAUGAGAGAGCUGAAGUAUAAUAAAUGAUUGCUUAAACUUGUAUAAUAGGUUUCACCUGUAUACAUUUGACAACGGCCAUUUAGUCCCUUCUAUGAAGCAUAUGGGGAAACACGACUGGGAUUUCACAGUGAUAGGACAGACUGACAGGGCGACCACUGACUAUGGCACAGGGAGAUUCCACGUGUUGGUCUCAUUGUAACUAGACCUGAGCUGAGUUGGAUCUACCUUUCUCGAAAAAAAUCCUGCAGUCCUAUAGGUCAAUCAUUUCCCAUCCUCCUAUAGGCUCAGGGAGCUGUCAGUCAACCCAGUGUUGUCGUCCUAUAGGCUCCUCCACAACUACCUCCACAGCAGCAAAAACACAGCCCGUCCUUUCUACUAUCACACUGUCAUCAGCCUCUAGCCUGUGAAUGUCUGCACACUUACACACACACACACACACACACACACACACACACACACACACAUACACAUACAUAUAUACUCUAACACACUACACAUCAAAGUGCUGGACUCCCUAUUGUAUCCCUUUCUUCACUAACAAGGUUUUUUCUAAUGGUACAUGAUAGCAUUGUCGGUCAUCUGCCAACCCACCACACAAACACACACACAGUGUCCUUCUACUACUACUACUCCUCCUUAAUACAGCCUCUAGUGGUACAUGACUUCCUCUGCAGAAUGAACCUCUGUCCUGAUCCAGGAAGGGACUUCAGAUAGUGUUGGCCUUUUCACCAAUAAGACAUGUAACACAAUACCCUGACAUACAGCAAUGCAAGCAAACCCACUGUGAUGAUCAGAUUCAGUAAGGAUAUGCACAAUGUAAGACUCCAGAUAUACUCCAAAGCCAGUUCCUCAUGACCAUACAUUUUGGUCAGUGUGCUGUCGCCCACACAAAUGUCUGCAUGGAUGCCAGCAGACAUGAGCUGCAGAUGGAUUCUCAUAGCUAUGUGUAAAGUGCAAAUUAGCCUUAAGGGGUUCAGUAUGCUUAAAAUAAACUAGUUCAUAGAGUAUAACAUGUCAUCUGACUAUGGCGUCCAACUGAUUAGACAUUUUUUCAGUUUGUUUUGAGUAUACUGACCCUUUAAGUGUGCCUCAGCAAAAGAUACAAGUGUCCCUGCUUUUAGUUAGAGUGAUGACGUAUCAGAAUACUUGUCACUCUCACUUAGUUAACUUAACUUGCCCGCUUUAUGGUAGGACCUGUUGUUUUGUUUUGUUUUUAUUCUAUUUAUUUUCAUAGAUUUCCUCAUGUUUGCUCAAUGUGAGGUGCUCAGUUCCUUAUGCCCUGCAGUCCUUGUCGCAGCUAACUAUACUGGAUGUCUGGGCAACUAUGUCAUUAGUGUAGCAACGAGGACAAGAACCCUCACUGGCUUCCCAGCUUCAAACACAUUGUGUUUGUAGGAUCAAACUCCUGAAUGGUAGACUGGAUCUCUAAGGGCCUUUUCACACCUGAAAGUCUGAACUACGGUUCGCAUUGAGUUUUGGUUUAAGAUUGCCGUUAUACGAACACACUAAAGAACCAUACGUAGCAUAGCAAUGUCACGUCUCCCUAUACUUGACACUGAUUGAUUAAUAGACAAGCUCUCCCAUCCUCUCAUAUCCCCUCUCUGUCAUCCUCUCAGAAAAUAAUAGAAAAGUAUCAGAGUUUUUGUGACUUUUUUCCAACUGACUCUUUAUAAAGUCAUCUCCUUCUGUGCCCAUGUUCUGCCGCGGCUCAUUUUGUUAUGUUGCAUGGUUCAUGGACAAUCUAAAACCUACACUGUACAUCAACAACUUAACUGGUAAUUUCUCCUCUGCUUCAAUCGCCAACACCUCUCUGCUCCGAGUGCAGCCACCGUCACUCUCUCUGUCAUUCAACCACACACACUCACACAAACACACACUACAAACAAACACUACGCUAUUCUUAUCACUUGACGAUAGGUGAACCAUGGUUUAGUCUGAUCUGGAUCAAGACCGCCUCUUUCUGUUGGACCAAGAUUUGGCUGUUUGGUCUGUUCUGUGAUCGGGAAAGUUUUACACCUAUUAUUUCAGUUCAGAUCAAACUGAAAAGUCCAGACCAAACAAGAUAGGUGUGACAGGGCCCUAACUCAUCCCCAGCGUGUGCUCAGAACAAAUGUAACAAACACUUCUCAUAUGAAAAUUCCUUUGAUCCCAUUAAAGAACAAGUCAAAUGUCUCUGUGUAUGACGUAAGAAGUAUUAUCCAUACCACUGGAGUAGGAUUCUACUCCCUUAUAGACUGUUGGGUCUUAGUUCUCAUUUGACCACUACAUUCAGUCCUACUCUGCAUCUUGCCACUACUCAAGGGUACAACCUAAUGUCUUACCACUGCAAUAAAAGGUUGAGUAUGCUUUGCAUCAAACUACUUACACUAGAGUUUCACCUUCUUUUCCCUUUGUACCCGGAUACUGGUUUAUAUUCUUUCCCCAGUGGACUGAUAUUUCUGUUCUACAAAUAUGGCCACUAUUCCAUCAAUACUUAACAAUUCUAAUCUCUGUGUUACAAUUUAAAGAGAUUUACAGUUUGUUUCAUUGCUGUUCUUGGGUCUUAGUCCCUGGGGUGCCUGAAAAAAAGGUCCAAGGGGGACUGAAACCCUUGGGGGUGCUGCCAAUAAUUCAGAUUCUAACCUUUGUUCUCCAAGCAUCUAGGAUUGUAGCCCAUAGCCUACAAUGUCAGCAGGGUUCUAGGGCAAUAUUCGAGGAGUAUUAUGUAUUUGUCAUAGGGUUCUUGUCUCUGCUCUAUCCCAACAGAAGGGUUCCAGUCCAUUACAGAGCACACAGUAGGCUUUGGUCUUUACUAUACAAUUGCUCUAGGUUUCUAGUAAAAGUUAAACCUCUACAGAAGGGUCUGUAGUACCAGUUGUACCCACGUAGUUGGGCUUUAUUUCCUAUGACUACAGAAAGACACUCAGAGGGGGAGGGAUAAGUCCAGAUUCUGUUAGUCAAGAUCUAGUCUCUGUUCCACCAUUACCAUUUAGAGAGGUGUCCUGUUCCUACAAAUACAGUCGUUUCAGACCCUGUUGUGCCACUAAUUUUGGGUUUACCACUAUAGGUUGACUUCCUGUCCCUACAGUGAAGUUUAAUCUCUAAUGUACCACAGUUUUGGGGUUUUUAGCUCCUGUUCUACAGCCACAGUGGGGUUCUUGUCCCUGUUCGACCAGUAACAGAGGGCUGUUGUCCCCUGCAUGGUGGAGGUCAUGGGUUCCGUCCUUCAUGUCUGAUGAUUGCACUGCCCCCUACCUGAUUCCUCCCUGCUACUGUCUGGCCCAGUGGCCCACCAUCACCCCCUAGCCCCCUCCAGCCACAGCCCUGUAACCUUCCAUCCCUUUUCUACACUGACAGUCCAUGAAAUGUCUUCCCUUAACAUCGGUGGUGGUUUAUAAAAAUGGAGGUUCAACAAUAACAUUGUUUCUAAUGGUGACGGUAUGUCAUACCUGUAAAUGAUGUUUAUCUGUCAUGCCUAGUCAAAUAAUUUAAACAAUAAAAAGAGGGAUUUUUUAAAUGUCUAUAAUAUCUGAAAGUCCCUUUGAUGUGUAGUAAUGGUGUUACCGUUGUUGUAGUGUAUGUGAUACCCUAUUGGGAUUGUGUUACUUUUUAAGAUAAUAAAAUAACAAUGUUUGGUUA